This is a messenger RNA of Seminavis robusta, 281 nucleotides long. NCBI's taxonomy places the organism in Eukaryota, Bacillariophyta, Bacillariophyceae, Naviculales, Naviculaceae. The record is from the annotation of a GenBank genome assembly.
AUGAAACGGCCGAUUGUCUACACGAUUGCCGGAAGUGAUUCGGGUGGUGGUGCCGGAAUUCAGGCAGAUUUGCACGCUCUGCACACCAUGGGGGCGCAUGGAUGUUCCGCCAUUACCUGCUUGACGGCACAAAACUCGCAAGGCGUCACGGGCGUCCAUGCUCCUCCUCCGGAAUUCUUGGCGGCACAAUUGGACUGUCUCGCCAACGAUCUACCCCCCGUGGCGGUCAAAAUUGGCAUGUUGGGGACACGGGAAUUGGCAACCGUGGUGGCCGAGACACU